CUGAAUACUCGCGUGCGAACUGCGAACUCGCGACUUCCAAGUAUUUAUCAACAACCUACGCACUUCGUUUCAUAUAAUAUUUUACUGAGUAUAUAAAAAGUUGGUGCUGUUAAUAUCACGCUAUAAAUAAUUGUGAUCAGAUUUUAUAGACAUAUAGAAUAAAACAAUGAUACAAUAUGAUGAAUACAAUAUGAUAAAACUUUUGCUUUAUUUACUUACUCUAGAGUAGUGGACCUGGAAAAUGGAAAUUAAUACCAAUUAAGUUUAGGUGUAUGACUGUAGUAGAUGGCAACAAUCGUGACGAUGAGCGCUACAACGCCUUCGCCAAAAUCCUCUUUGGCUAAGCUCGUGCUCUACCCAAAGCCUAAACCUUUUAAAGUUAUGGUAUUAGGGCAAUCUGGAGUUGGAAAAUCAGCAUUGGUGGUAAGAUUCAUUACGAGACGCUUCAUAGGUGAAUACGACUCCAGCUUAGAAAAGAUUUAUGCCUACCAAACCAUUAUAGACAACGAAACAGUCUAUUUUGAAAUACUUGAUUCGGCUGGAGAUCCGAAUGAGAGCGAAUACGCCAAUUUGGAAAGUAACAUAAAAUGGGCCGAAGCAUUCAUCUUGAUGUAUUCCGUGACGGACAAGUGUUCCUUUGACGAGUGCCAUCGGUUGAAAUUUCUCAUCAAUUAUAAUAAAAGGCGACGUAGACUCACUUCCUCUACGAAGGACUGCAUGGAGACACCCGUAGUACUUGUCGGUAACAAAGUGGACCAGGCCGGCGAUCGGAUGGUAAGCACCGACGAAGGGCAACGACGGAGCAAGGAGAUUGGUUGUGUGUGCUUUCACGAGAUAUCUGUCCGGGAGAGCAUUGAUCAAGUAUGCAGUGUGUUCCGUGAUGCACGUCGUUUCUGGCGAGUGGGCAGCAAGUGGGCACGAUGUGGCGGGCGAACCGACCCGGAACUGCUUCCGUCUUUAGACCGACCACUCGCGAGAACCGUAUCCGACACCACCGCCCCGGACCCCGUUGCAAAUGUUCCUACGUUCUAUCGUCGAUUUACAGAAGUUGAAUUGUAUGAAGAAGGCGAGGUUAGCAUGGUUCGAAGCGAUUCAACGUCUUCGUCGGGGCAUUCAGAAGGAGGUGAUGAGUUCCGUGCGCGGGCGAGCACGGACUCCCGCCUCCCUCCUCGACCGGAGCGGCCACGUCACCCAGCGUCACCGCGAAACCUGCCUACUCCAAUGCGCAAGAUGAGUGUCUCGAUGAGGGGGAACAAUGCUAACACAUAUUAACAACUACUAUAAAGUCAAUAAAUUAAUUCGCUAGAAGUGUACCUAUCACUACUUCUAUCGAAGACCUCACUCGUGCAGUAGUGAGCACUUUGAUCUUGUAGGUGGAGGUCCCGGAUUCGAGGGAA
This is a messenger RNA of Pararge aegeria (speckled wood butterfly), 1397 nucleotides long. Its product is annotated as ras-related and estrogen-regulated growth inhibitor. Bases 286 to 1272 code for a protein of 328 amino acids. The transcript is spliced from 7 exons. The record is from RefSeq and is a predicted model, not a curated record. NCBI's taxonomy places the organism in Eukaryota, Metazoa, Arthropoda, Insecta, Lepidoptera, Nymphalidae. Gene Ontology annotation, molecular function: GTP binding; GTPase activity.